Messenger RNA from Erinaceus europaeus (western European hedgehog), 9507 nucleotides. RefSeq names its product laminin subunit alpha 1 (gene LAMA1). The transcript has 63 exons. The record is from RefSeq and is a predicted model, not a curated record. Gene Ontology annotation, molecular function: signaling receptor binding; extracellular matrix structural constituent. NCBI's taxonomy places the organism in Eukaryota, Metazoa, Chordata, Mammalia, Eulipotyphla, Erinaceidae. Gene Ontology annotation, biological process: regulation of cell migration; regulation of cell adhesion; cell adhesion. Gene Ontology annotation, cellular component: basement membrane. Bases 59 to 9298 code for a protein of 3079 amino acids.
CGCCCGGAGUCCCCGCGUGGCCGCCGCUUCCCUCCCGCAGCUGCCGGGACGCGCCGCGAUGCGCAGAGUAGGCGCGGGGGCCGCGCUCCUGGCCGCCCUGCUCUGGGGGGUCGCGCUGGGCCAGCACAGAGGUCUGUUUCCUGCUAUUUUCAACCUGGCUACCAAUGCUCAUAUCAGCACCAAUGCGACCUGCGGUGAGAAGGGCCCCGAGAUGUUCUGCAAACUAGUGGAGCAUGUGCCAGGCCGUCCUGUGAGGAACGCACAGUGCCGGAUCUGUGAUGGCAGUAGUGCCAACCCCAAAGAACGCCACCCAAUAUCACAUGCGAUUGAUGGCACCAAUAACUGGUGGCAGAGUCCCAGUAUUCAGAAUGGGAGAGAAAAUCACUGGGUCACCAUCACCCUGGACUUGAGACAGGUCUUCCGAGUCGCCUACAUCAUCAUCAAAGCUGCUAAUUCUCCGAGACCUGGAAACUGGAUUUUGGAGCGUUCUCUGGAUGGCGAAAUGUUCAGCCCCUGGCAGUAUUAUGCAGUUAGUGACUCCGAGUGUUUGACCCGCUACAAUAUAACUCCAAGACGGGGCCCGCCUACGUACAGGUCUGAUGAUGAAGUCAUCUGCACCUCCUAUUACUCCAGACUGGUCCCGCUGGAGCAUGGAGAGAUUCACACGUCAAUCAUCAACGGCAGGCCCAGCGCUGAUGACCUCUCACCCAAGCUGCUGGAAUUCACUUCGGCGCGAUACAUCCGACUUCGCCUGCAGCGUAUACGGACCCUCAAUGCAGAUCUUAUGACCCUCAGCCACCGUGACCCCAAAGACCUCGAUCCUAUUGUCACCAGACGGUAUUACUAUUCAAUCAAAGAUAUUUCUAUUGGAGGAAUGUGCAUUUGCUAUGGUCAUGCUAGUAGCUGCCCAUGGGAUGAAACUACAAAGAAACUCCAGUGUCAGUGUGAACACAACACAUGUGGUGAGAACUGCAACAAGUGUUGUCCUGGGUUCCAUCAGCAGCCCUGGAGACCAGGGACCCUUUCUUCUGGGAACAUGUGUGAAGAAUGUAACUGUCACAAUAAAACCAAGGACUGCUACUAUGAUGAAAAUGUUGCAAAUGAGAAGAAGAGUCUGAACACUGCUGGGCAGUUAAGUGGAGGAGGGGUUUGCAUCCACUGCGGGCAGCACACCAUGGGGGUCAACUGCCAGACGUGCAUUGACGGCUAUUUCAGGUCUCACGGAGUGUCUCCUUAUGAGGACAACCCUUGCCUUCCCUGUGACUGUAACCCUUUGGGGUCCCUCAGUUCUGUUUGCAUUAAGGAUGAUCUCCAUGCUGACAUACACAGAGGGAAGUGGCCAGGUCAGUGUCCUUGCAAGAAAGGUUAUGCAGGAGAGAAGUGUGAUCGUUGCCAGUUUGGCUAUAAAGGUUUCCCGGUCUGUGUUCCCUGUAACUGCAAUCUGCCAGGCAGCGUGAAUGAGGACCCGUGCUCUGAACCCUGUGUCUGCAAGGAGAACGUGGAGGGAGAAAAGUGUGACCGCUGCAAGCCAGGAUUCUACAAUUUGGAGGAAAGGAACCCCCAGGGCUGCUCGGAGUGCUUCUGCUUUGGCGUAUCUGAUGUCUGUGACAGCCUUUCUUGGCCCAUCGGUCAGGUGAAGAACAUGUCCGGGUGGCUGGUCUCUGACUUGAUCAGCCCAAAGAAGAUCCCGUGUCAGCAGGGCGGCCGCCAUCAGAUCACCAUCAACAACACGUUGGUCAUGCAGAGACUGCCACUCACGUAUUACUGGUCUGCCCCUGAGGCCUACCUUGGAAACAAGCUGACGUCCUUUGGUGGAUUCCUGAAGUACACGGUGUCUUAUGAUAUUCCAGUGGAUACGAUGGACAGUGCCCUCCUGUCUCACGCCGACGUUAUCAUCAAGGGUAAUGGACUCACUUUAAGCACCCAGGCUGAGGGCCUGUCAUUGCAACCUUAUGAAGAGUACUUAAGUGUGGUCCGACUGGUGCCUGAGAACUUCCAAAAUUUUAAUAACCAAAGGGAGAUAGAUCGUGACCAGCUAAUGACUGUCCUGGCCAAUGUGACCCAUCUGUUGAUCAGAGCCAAGUACAAUUCUGCAAAGAACGCUCUUUACAGGUUGGAUUCAGUGUCCUUGGACACAGCGAGUCCUAACGCUAUUGACCUGUCGCUGGCCGUGGACGUGGAGCAUUGUGAAUGUCCCCAAGGCUAUGCAGGGAUCUCCUGUGAGUCCUGUCUUCCUGGCUAUUACCGAGUGGAUGGGAUACUCUUUGGAGGAAUUUGUCAGCCUUGUGAAUGCCACGGCCAUGCAACGGAGUGUGAUAUUCACGGCAUCUGCCUUGCUUGUGAACACAACACCACAGGACACCACUGUGAACAGUGCACACCAGGCUUCUAUGGCCGGCCGGCCCAAGGAAGCCCGGGGGACUGCCAGCCCUGUGCCUGCCCCUUGACCACCGCCUCCAACAACUUCAGCCCUACCUGCCAUCUCGACGGUGAUGGAGACGAGAUAGUCUGUGACCAGUGUGGCCCCGGAUACUCGGGAAUGUGGUGUGAGAGAUGCGCAGACGGUUACUAUGGAAACCCCACAGUGCCCGGGGAGUCCUGCAUUCCCUGUAACUGCAGUGGCAAUGUUGACCCCUUGGAGCCUGGCUACUGUGAUUCUGUCACUGGAGAAUGUCUGAAGUGUGUUGGGAACACGGACGGCCCCCACUGUGAGAGGUGUGCGGACGGCUUCUACGGGGAUGCUGUGGUCGCCAAAAAUUGCCAAGCCUGCAAGUGCCACGGAAAAGGCUCCUUUUCUGGCGUGUGCCAUCAUGAGACUGGACUCUGUGACUGCAAACCACACGUGGCCGGACAGCGUUGCGACCAGUGCUCGUACGGCCAUUACGGACUGGACACGGGCUUUGGCUGCCUGCCCUGUAACUGCAGUGCCGCAGGCUCCACGUCGGAAGACUGCACAGAGGAAGGCCGCUGUCGCUGUGUGCCGGGCGUGGCUGGGGACAGAUGUGACAGAUGUGCACAUGGCUUCUACGCCUUCCGGGAUGGCGGCUGUACACCCUGUGACUGUGCUCACACCCAGAAUACCUGUGAUCCUGAGUCGGGCGAGUGUACCUGCCCCCCUCACACUCGCGGUGUGACCUGUGAACAGUGUGAAGAUGGAUACUGGGGUCAUGACCCGGAGCACGGCUGUCAGGCCUGCAACUGCAGUACCGUGGGUUCCGCCAGUCCCCAGUGUGACACACUCACCGGGCAUUGCCAGUGCCAGCCCACCUUCGGGGGACCGAGCUGUGAUCGGUGUUCCCUGGGUUACAGGGGCUUCCCAGACUGCGUGGCCUGUGGUUGUGACCUGAGAGGGACGUUGCCGGACACCUGUGAUCAGGGUCGGGGUCUCUGCAGCUGUGCAGAGGACACUGGUGCCUGCUCUUGCAAGGAAAAUGCCGUUGGCCUUCAGUGCAGCGAGUGUCGAGCGGGCACCUAUGGUCUCCACGCCGAGAGCCCCUUGGGAUGCACCCAGUGCUUCUGCUUCGGAUUCUCACAGCUCUGCGGGGAGCUGGAGGGUUAUGUGAGGACACCGGUGACACUGGGUUCUCAUCAGCCUCUUCUGCGUGUGGUUUCCCAGAGUGACCUGAGAGGCACCACGGAGGGGGUGUAUUACCAGGCCCCCGACGUCCUCCUGGACUCGGUGAUAGCCAGGCAGCAUGUCCCCUCCGAGCCCUUCUACUGGUGGCUCCCAGAGCAUUUCCACGGGGACCAGCUCAUGGCCUAUGGCGGCAAACUCAAGUACAACAUAGCCUUCUACUCUGCCUCUGGCAUCGGCACCUUCAAUUUGGAACCUCAAGUAAUUAUCAGAGGCGGCCGAACCCGGAAGCAGGUCCUUUAUAUGGACGCGCCCACACCAGAGAAUGGAGUCCGACAGGAACAAGAAGUGGAGAUGAGAGAGAGCUUUUGGAAAUACUUUAACUCUGUUUCUGAAGAACCUGUCGCACGCUCAGAUUUUAUGGCUGUCCUGAGCAACAUUGAGUACAUCCUCAUCAAAGCAUCCUAUGGCAAAGGGUUACAGCAAAGCAGGAUCUCUAAUAUCUCCCUGGAGGUUGGCAGGAAGACUCAAGUGUUGCAGCCGGGGCAGGAGGCGGCCUCCCUGAUAGAGAAGUGUGUCUGCCCUCAGGGCACAGCUGGAUUCUCAUGUCAGGACUGCGCCCCUGGUUACCGAAGAGGAAAGCUUCCGGAAAGCAUUGGCAGUGGCCCUCACCCUCUGCUCGCCCCUUGUGUGCCCUGCACUUGCAACAACCACAGUGACACCUGUGACCCCGAAACUGGGACAUGUCAGAACUGCAGGGACAACACCACUGGCGACCACUGUGAAGUGUGUGCUCCCGGCUACUACGGCAAGGUGACCGGCUCGGCCAGCGACUGCGCUCUGUGCACCUGCCCUCAUCGCCACCCUGCCAGUUUCAGUCCCACCUGUAUCUUGGAAGGUGAAGAUGACUUCCGCUGUGACGCCUGUCUUCCAGGCUACGAAGGCCAGUAUUGCGAGAGGUGUUCUUUAGGAUACUAUGGAAACCCGAGGAUACCAGGGGGCACUUGCCAGAGGUGUGUCUGCAGCCCCCAAGGCUCUGUGCACAGUGAUUGUGAUCGCUCGUCUGGGCAGUGUGUCUGCCGACCAGGGGCCACUGGACUCCGAUGUGACAAAUGCAAACCAAGGCACAUCCUAGUGGGGAGUGAUUGUGUCUCUUGUGAUAAUGAGUGUGUAGGUGUGCUGCUAAAUGAUUUAGAUAAUAUUGGUGAUAAAAUGAUGUCUGUGAACCUUACUGGCAUUAUUCCAGUCCCAUAUGGAGUCGUUUCAAAUCUGGAAAACACAACAAAAUCUCUCCAGGAAUCUUUAUUAAAAGAAAAUGCACAAAAGAAAGUGGCAAAAACUCAACUUGAAGGUGUUGUAGAGAAAACAGACAACCUGCAAAAGGAGCUCACGAGAGUGUUCACCAGCAGCCAGCGUGUGACCAGAGAGACUGAAAAAGUCCUCAACAAGAGUCGAGAUCUCGUGACGUUUGCCGAGACGCUGCAGAGAAACAUUCAAGAACUUAUUGAAAAGGCAGCGACUCUAAAUCAGACCUUAGAUGAAGAUUUCCAGCUACCCAGCUCUACUUUUCAGAAUAUGCAAAAGAACAUUUCAUCUCUGCUGGAAAUGAUACGGGACAGACAUUUCCUGCAGUUACACCAAAAGGCCAUGCUUGAACUGAAGGCUGCUGAAAACUUAUUGUCACACGUCCAGAAAAAUUAUCAGAAGCCACAGGGAGAGCUGGCAGUAUUGAAAGAAGCAGCCAGCAGCCUCCUUUCCAAAUACAACGGCAGCCUGCAGACAAUAGAAGAGGCCCUGAGAGGGACAGAGGAGAAGACCCAGGAGACCCGCCGCCUGCUCUUCACUGCCCGUGCCAAUGCCCAGGCAGUCCAUGAUAAAAAUCUCUAUGUUAAAGAAGAACAAAAUUUGAGCUCAGUGUUCAUUGCCAAAGGGAGAACAUUGCUAGAUGGCGCUACAACUCUUGCCAAGGCUGCACAAAGUGCUCUAGUACACUUGGAAAGUCAUCGAGAUGAGCUGCUCAUGUGGGCUGCCAAGCUCAGGCUCCAUGUAGAUGAGCUGGUCAUGCAGAUGUCCAGGCGAAGGGCACUGGGCCUUGUCUACACAGUGGAGGAUCAUGCUGCAAGCCUCCAGGGACUAGCACGUGCUUUGGACAGUGACCUCAGAGACGUCAGACAUGUGUCUCUGAAUGCAACCAGUGCGACCCAUGUCCACUCCAACAUCCGGAGCCUGAUUGAAGAAUCAGAAGUAUUAGCAAGAAAUGCUCUCAGCACUUUGACCAAGGCAGACAUGCUCUCAGAACCCCUUGUCUCUAAUGUGAAAGCGACUCUCCAGCACAGUCUGAAACUUGUAAAAGAAGGCCACAGUCUGAGUAGGAAGCAUCAAGGCGUCACAUUGGAACUGAGCAGAAUGAAAGAGACGGCCAAAAGGUUUCAAGAGAAUGCUGGUCAAAUCACGAAGCAGACGGAGGAAUCACUCCUGAGACUCAGAGCCAUUCCUGACGGUGUUACAAACAGAAAAAUCAGAAGCAGAGAGCUGGCCACGUCAGCAAACCAGAGUGCUGUGAGCACACUCAAAACAGUUGUGGGACUGAGCCAGAAGCUGUUGAAUACAUCAACUGACCUGCAUGCAGUUAAUUCUACCUUACAAAAAACAAACCUUCUUCUACAGGACUCCUCAAUAACUACUCUGUUAGCUGGAAGAAGAAUCAAAGAUGCAGAAACACAAGCCAACCUGUUAUUUGAUCGAUUGAAACCCUUGAAGAUAUUAGAAGAGAGUCUAAGCAGAAACCUAUCUGAAAUCAAACUGCUGAUCAGCCAGGCCCGGAAACAAGCAGCUUCUAUAAAAGUGGCUGUGUCUGCAGACAGAGACUGUAUCCGGGCCUACCGGCCUCAGAUCUCUCCCACUAACUAUAACACCCUAACACUAAAUGUUAAGACAAGUGAACCUGAUAACCUUCUUUUCUACCUUGGAAGCAGUACCAGUCCCGACUUCAUGGCAGUGGAAAUGCGACAAGGGCACGUGGCCUUCCUCUGGGACCUGGGCUCUGGGUCUGCACGCUUGGAAUUCACAGACUUCCCGAUUGACGACGACAGAUGGCACAGUAUUUACAUAACCAGAUUUGGAAACGUGGCUUCACUGAGCGUAAAGGAAAUGAGCACAUCCCAAAUAUUACCCCCAAAAACAAGCAAGUCUCCAGGAAGAGCCAAUGUUCUAGAAAUAAACAAUUCAACACUAAUGUUUGUUGGCGGACUUGGAGGGCAGAUCAAGAAGUCUCCUUCUGUGAAGGUUACUCAUUUUAAAGGCUGCAUGGGUGAGGCCUUCUUGAAUGGACGAUCAAUUGGCCUGUGGAACUAUGUCGAAAGGGAGGGAAAGUGCAAUGGCUGUUUUGGAAGCCACCAGAAUGAAGAUGCUUCCUUCCACUUUGACGGAAGUGGAUACUCAGUUGUGGAAAAGACUCUCCGGCCCACUGUGACUCAGAUAAUUAUGCUAUUUAAUACCUUUUCUCCUAAUGGACUUCUUCUCUACCUUGCUUCCAAUGGCACUAAAGACUUUUUGUCCAUCGAGCUGGCCCAUGGCAGAGUUAAAGUUACAGUUGACCUGGGCUCAGGGCCUCUUGCUCUUAUUACAGACAGACGCUACAACAAUGGAAACUGGUACAAAAUCGCCUUCCAGAGAAACCGAAAGCAAGGACUCUUAGCAGUUGUUGAUGCCUACAAUACCAGUCAUAGAGAAACCAAGCAAGGAGAAACGCCCGGAGCUUCUUCUGACCUCAAUCGUCUCAAUAAAGACCCCAUUUAUGUGGGUGGAUUACCUAGGUCUGGAAUGAUAAGGAAAGGCAUCACCAGCAAAAGCUAUGUAGGCUGUAUCAAAAACCUGGAGAUCUUCAGAUCAACCUUUGACUUACUCCGAACUUCCUACGGCGUGAGAAAAGGCUGUGUGUUGGAGCCAAUCCGAAGUGUUAGCUUCUUGGAAGGCGGCUACAUUGAAUUGCCACCCAAGUCGUUGUCACCAGAAUCAGAAUUAUUGUUGACAUUUGCCACCAGCAACAGCAACGGCGUCAUCCUGGCUGCCCUGGGCAAGCGCAGGGAGAGUGCGGGCUAUCGGCAGGCCUCUAUGCCCUUCUUUGCCAUCAUGCUGAUUGAAGGCCACAUUGAAGUACACGUCAGUUCCGGAGAUGGAGCAAAUCUGAGAAGAACUCUCCUGCAGGCCCCCCAAGGCAGCUAUAGCGACGGGCAAGAGCAUUCCUUCUCCUUGAUGAGGAGUGGGAGAACCAUCACGGUCCAGCUGGAUGAGGCAUAUCCAGUGGAGAUGAAGCUGGGCCAGUUCGCAGAAGUCAGAACCAUUAGUGUAUCCAACCUGUACUUAGGGGGCAUCCCAGGGGGCGAAGGCACCUCUGUGAUCAAGAUGCGGAGCUCAUUCCGUGGCUGCAUCAAGGACCUCAUCUUCAACAUGGAACUGUUGGAUUUCAGCAGCGCAGUCGGCUAUGAGCAGGUGGACCUGGACUCCUGCUGGUCUUCAGAAAGGCCUGUGCAGCUUCUGCCUGGAGAAGACAGCCAGCUCUCACCAGAAUCUCUGAUUUUACCAAGUCCAGCUGUGUGUGCAAGAGAAGGCGCUCUGGAGUAUGUCCCUAAUGCUCACCAGUUUGGGCUCGCACGGAACAGCCACUUCGUGUUGCCGUUUGAUCAGUCGGAGGUCAGAAAGAGGCUGUCCGUGCAGCUCAGUAUCCGGACAUUUGCUUCCAGCGGUCUCAUCUACUACAUGGCUCAUCAGAGCCAAGUGGAUUAUGCCACGCUUCAGCUGCAUGGGGGGCAGCUGCACUUCAUGUUUGAUCUGGGGAAAAGCAGAACAAAGGUCUCCCAUCCGGCGCUGAUCAGCGAUGGCAGGUGGCACACGGUCAAAACAGAAUACUUUAAAAGAAAAGGCUUCCUGACAGUUGACGGCCUGGAGGCCCCUGCGGUGACCAUGGUGGGAGAUGGCAUCACGCUGGAUGUGGAGGGAAAGCUGUACUUGGGAGGCCUUCCCUCUGAGUACAGGGCUAAGAACAUUGGAAACGUCACCCAUAGCAUCCCUGCUUGUGUCGGAGAGGUGACAGUGAACAACAGACGGCUGGAUAAGGACAGCCCAGUGUCUUCGUUUGCAGUAAGCAGGUGCUAUGCAGAGGCCCAGGAAGGAACUUUCUUUGAUGGAAGUGGAUAUGCAGCUCUUGUCAAAGAAGGCUACAGAGUCCGCUCAGACAUGAACAUCACACUGGAGUUCCGUACCUUCUCAGAGAACGGCGUCCUCGUGGGGAUCAGCAGUGCCACAGUGGAUGCCAUCGGGUUAGAGAUUGUAAAUGGCAAGUUCAUGUUCCAUGUUAACAAUGGUGCCGGCAGGAUAACGGCCACAUAUGAGCCCAAAGCGACUAGCACUGUCUGCGAUGGGAAGUGGCACACACUCCAAGCUAGCAAAAGCAAGCACCGUUUGCUUCUGGCUGUUGAUGGGAAUGUCGUUUACGCUGAGAACCCUCACAUACAGUCCACCUCAGUAGAUACCAACAAUCCCAUUUAUGUGGGUGGCUAUCCUGCUGACGUAAAACAGAAUUGCCUGAGCAGCCAGAUCUCAUUCAGAGGCUGUUUGAGGAACCUCACUCUCAUCAAGGGCCCACAGGUUCAACUCUACGACUUCAGCAGUGCGUUUGACUUACGAGGCGUUUUCCCCCACUCUUGUCCUGGGGCUGCAUCUUAAAUAUCAGCGGAAUGCCUCCAUUGGGAUUCAGCACUUGUAUUCUGAGCAGAACUGGCUGUUUUUGUGGACUUGAGACCUUUUCAAUCCAGAUUUAAUCUCAGGUCCCUUCCAGGAUAAAGCUUCAUGUUCAUGUUAAACUAAAACCACCCUGUGGACAACAGACACCUCUAUUAUAUAGUUUUAAAUGUAAAAUAAAUUCACUGAAUCUC